UCCCUCUCAGCACGUUUACCAAUGACGUCGUUCCAUGGCAACAAGCCAACGCGUCUUAGCAACUGCCAGUUAGACCUGAAGAAAAAAGUCCGUGCAUUUCUGCUUGCAUCUCAUCCAGAACCAGAAUCCAGAAGGGGAAGCAGAACACAGAGAUUCUCAGGUUCUCUCCGUGGUGCGUUCACUGACCUCGGAAGCGUGGGAUGGAUGAGACCCUGAAGCCGCUGAGGAUUCCUCCUCAGAUCAGCGUCUACGCAGACAAACACAACGUGUCCCACCUGGUGGAGAGCAUGGUGACCAGCUUGGUGAUGGAGCAGCCAGAUGAUCCGAUCUCCUACCUCAUCACCUUCCUGCAGAGGCUCAGCCUGGACAGUCCCAGGGUGCUGCUGCUCGGCCCGCCUGCUGUCGGCAAACACAUGCUGGCGAAGACGCUGAGUAAUGAACUGAGAGCUGUUCACCUGACUGCUGAGAGUUUGCUGAAGGGACUCAGUGAGGAGGAAGAUUCUGCUGAGGUUCUGGUUCAACAGCUGCGACAGAGACUGAAGGAGACCGACUGCUUUCACAAGACGAUGAGAAGCAGCUUCAAUCAGGACGACAACGAUGCUGCUGCCAAAGCUACACCUGUCUGUCUGUCUGUCUGUCUGUCUGUCUGUCUGUCUGUCUGUCUGUCUGUCUGUCUGUCUGUCUGUCUGUCUGUCUGUCUGUCUGUCUGUCUGUCUGUCGUGACUCUAAAGUUUGCAGCUUUUCAGAGAUGUGUAGCUCAGAGGCUGCUGGUUGUCACAGUGCAGGUGAACUCCAGCUGUCAGUGGUUCUUCCUGAACCUGGCAGACAGCGCUGAGGAUUCACUGACACGACCAGACGGCUGGGUACUGGUUGGGAUUCCUCAGACCCGUGUCCAGGUUCUGCAGCUCCAGCGGGCCGGAAUCAUCCCAGAACACGUUGUGAUGCUGGACGCUCCGGAGGAAGUUCUGCUGCAGAGGAACCACGGGAAGCUCACUGACCCGGUCACUGGAGACAUCUACCAUCAGCUCUUCGUCCAGCCGGAGAACAACACCAUCAGACGGCGCCUGGAGAGGGGGCGGGGCCUGUCUGAUGAGCAGCUAUUGGCCAAAGUGCAGCGCUACCGCUGUGAAGUCACGGCUCUGAAAUCGGCCUAUCAGCACGUCCUGAAGGUCUUCAACGCAGACCAGCCCCCUGCUGACGUUUACCAGCAAGCUCUGACCUUCGUCCGGACCCGACGUCACUUCAGAACUCCAAGAAUAGUUCUGGUGGGCCCGUCAGGGUCCGGAAAGAGCCACCUGGCCCGGCUGCUGUCUGAGAAGUACAAACUGGUGGCCUGGUCCAGCUGGGCCAGAACCCGGGCCAGGUAUCACGCCGUGACCCAACCGGCACCCAGCUCUGAGGUCCAGGACCGGCUCCGGACGGCUCCAUACGACAGCAGUGGGGCGCUGACUCAGAGGCUGAGACAGUUCAGGCUCAACUGUGAAGGCCUGCAGACUAUUUAUCCAGAUGCUCUUCACCUGGAUGCCGACCAGGACCCACACACUGUGCUGGAGUCUCUGGAGAGCCUCCUCUACACCAACUGACACCUGGACUCACCUGGACUCACCUGGACUCACCUGGACUCACCUGGACUCACCUGGACGCACCUGGACGCACCUGGACUCACCUGGACUCACCUGGACGCACCUGGACAAGCAGCUGGAUUGAGCUGAGAACACCUGAGUUUACCUGGACUUGGUUGGGCAGAAUGAAGGAACUUGAUGUUAAAAGUUGUUUGAUUUUUAAUAAAAUCAUUGUUGUUCUGCUGA
Molecule: messenger RNA, 1808 nt
Organism: Gambusia affinis (western mosquitofish)
Lineage: Eukaryota; Metazoa; Chordata; Actinopteri; Cyprinodontiformes; Poeciliidae
Gene: ak8
Product: adenylate kinase 8
Exons: 15
Coding region: 201-1583 (460 amino acids)
Biological process (GO): nucleoside triphosphate biosynthetic process
Cellular component (GO): cytoplasm
Molecular function (GO): AMP kinase activity; ATP binding; nucleoside diphosphate kinase activity
Source: RefSeq, a predicted model, not a curated record